Triticum turgidum subsp. durum (durum wheat) is the source of this 1017-nucleotide messenger RNA. NCBI's taxonomy places the organism in Eukaryota, Viridiplantae, Streptophyta, Magnoliopsida, Poales, Poaceae. The record is from the annotation of a GenBank genome assembly.
AUGGACGCCGCCGGCGCCGGCGCGAGCAACGGGGGGCUGCUGUACCACGAGGUGCAGGAGGGGAAGCUGUGCGCCGUGCACUGCGUCAACACCGCCCUGCAGGGCCCCUUCUUCUCCGAGUUCGACCUCGCCGCGCUCGCCGCCGACCUCGACCAGCGCGAGCGCCAGGUCAUGCUGCAGGGCGCGCAGGGCGCCGCCACCGUCGCCGCGGGGGACUUCCUCGACGAGGGCGAGGGCUCCCACAACGUCUCCCUCGGCGGCGACUUCAGCAUCCAGGUUCUGCAGAAGGCACUGGAAGUCUGGGACCUCCAAGUUCUUCCCCUUGACUCCCCAGCAGCUGGGUCGUCCCUAUUUGACCCAGAGCUAGAAAUUGCUUUCAUUUGCCACCUUCAGGACCACUGGUUCUGCAUCAGGAAGGUGAAUGAGGAGUGGUAUAACUUCAACAGUCUCUACCCUGCUCCUGAGCAUCUGUCAAAGUUCUACCUCUCAGCUUUCAUUGACACCCUGAAGGGGGCAGGCUGGAGCAUUUUUGCUGUUAGGGGCAAUUUCCCUAAAGAGUGUCCCAUGGCGACAGAAGGCUCCAAUGGUUUCGGGCAGUGGCUGACUCCUGAAGAUGCCCGCAAGAUAACAGCCUCUUGUAACCAGGUUCCAGCACCCACUCAUCAGGGAGCAGUCUCUCAGCUCGGUGGUCAGUCAGCAGGCAUGAGUGAAAUGGACAUCAUCGCAGCACAGCAGGAAGAAGCUGACCUGAACGCCGCUAUAGCUGCCAGCCUGAUGGACGCUGGGGGUCCAUUUGGCAGCCACAGUGCACCUCAAGAAGAAUCCAGGCCCCAGCCUAGCUAUGUGGUGGAGCAAGGAGCUAAUGUAACUACCUCUGUCGCAGUGGGCGAAGAUAGCUAUGUGGUGGAACAAGGAGCUAAUGAAGCUGAAGCAAGUGAGCCCGGCAGCGAUACCAUAGAGGGGUCCGCCCCAGGCAGCUACCCGAGGGAGAGGUCUCCCCCUUCGGAGAGAAGAUAG